AGUAAACUCAGCUCCUCCCCAUAGCGAUCGAGGACCGUCCCCGGGUCUUCCGUCUUGGUGAACGGACCGCCACUCAACACGUCGAUGUACGGACACCAGAGCGUGUAGUCGAGAUCGAACACCACGAGGCGGGGGACGUGUGUCCACUGCGGUGACGACGCUGCAUCAUGCGCUGCCCGCCGUGAAUCUCCCUCCAUUCGCCGCAUUCCUUAUGGUGUGAGCAAUCGAUUAUGAUGUGGGGAGAGGUUUUGCGAUCUUCUGGCAACUGCAUAAGCCCUUGGUGAUAGAAAAGACCUUCAAAAGAGUGCCAUAAGCUCUCUAUUCCUCGCACGAAAAGCUCAUUCUACAAUUUACUUUGAAAGCACAACAACUAAACCAAGUCAAACAUUAUGCCGAAGGCUCUUGUUCCGGGAAAGAACCGCUCUACUGAGAGCAAGGACCCGGACUUCGCUACCCAGGUCUUCCGGAAAUGGACCUACAUUCCGCAGCUCGUGGUCUUCGACCUUGACUUCACUAUGUGGUUCCCGGCCAUGGACGAGCUGCACAACGAGAAGAUCGCUAAGGACCCGGUCACGGGUGACGUCACAGACGCUAUUGGUUGGCAAGUUCACUUCUACCCGGAGAUCCACGCGGUGUUGAGUGUGUUGAAGACGGACCCUCAGUUCCGUAACACGAAGAUCGGCGUGGCGUCACGUACCGAGGAGAUCGAGACGGCCAAGAAGGUUCUGACUCUGAUGGACGUGGAGUUGCGCGGUGAAGACGGUGAGCUGACCAAGAAGACGCUGAGUGACAUCGCAGACUUCGUGACCGUGUUCCCGGGCAGCAAGACGACGCACUUCAAGCAACUGAAGGAGCAGAGCGGCGUCGAGUUCGAGGACAUGCUGUUCAAUGACGAUGACGUGGAGAAUGUACACGACGUGAGUGCGCUGGGCGUGGUGUGCUCGCACUGCCCCGAAGGUCUCACGGUGGCGUCGUGGCUGCAGGGUAUGGAGGACUUCCAGCUCGCCAAGAAGCAGCAGAGUGUGUAGAGUACAUAUAGCUAGGAGUGACCUUCUACAUCGAUACAGAUAAGGCGAUAAUGCACAAUUCACAAACUUCUAGAUGAGUACUGCU
Molecule: messenger RNA, 1113 nt
Organism: Phytophthora nicotianae INRA-310
Lineage: Eukaryota; Oomycota; Peronosporomycetes; Peronosporales; Peronosporaceae
Product: magnesium-dependent phosphatase-1
Exons: 1
Coding region: 390-1028 (212 amino acids)
Molecular function (GO): acid phosphatase activity
Source: RefSeq, a predicted model, not a curated record